CCUGUAGACAGUAUUCCGACGCCAGAGUUCAAAGUGUGAUUGUAUAUCGAAACGAAAAUUAAAACAUUAUGUCGAAAUUGAUCGUGUUUGUUUCCCUGGCUGUGAUGGCGUCCGGAGCUCGACUUGAUCACCUGGUCCAAGGAGGUUACAACGGCGGUGGUAAUAGCGCUCCAUUCCGUUUCGAGAAUGUCAACAACGGUGAUGGGACUUAUCGCUUUAGCUACGACACUCCGACCGGAAUAUCGGCUCACGAGAGUGGAGCUCCUCGGGCCUCUGGUCCAGAGGGUCCUGCAGUAACCGCGGAGGGUGGGUUCUCCUACCGCGCCCCUGACGGUCAACAGAUAUCUCUCAGCUAUACUGCUGACGAGAACGGCUUCCACCCCACGGGCUCACACCUCCCAACUCCUCCUCCAAUCCCUGAAGCUAUUCUACGAUCAAUUGAGUUCAACAGACAACACCCAUCAAACGAGGGAUCUUACAACGGACGCCGUAGCGGUUACUACUAAGCACGCGAAAACCGCUUGAACGCCAGUACCUCUUCAGAGCGUGCACUGUGAUAUUGUCGAAAAAA
This is a messenger RNA of Melitaea cinxia (Glanville fritillary), 571 nucleotides long. RefSeq names its product pupal cuticle protein 20-like. Gene Ontology annotation, molecular function: structural constituent of chitin-based larval cuticle. NCBI's taxonomy places the organism in Eukaryota, Metazoa, Arthropoda, Insecta, Lepidoptera, Nymphalidae. Gene Ontology annotation, cellular component: chitin-based extracellular matrix. The coding region runs from base 69 to 506 and encodes 145 amino acids. The record is from RefSeq and is a predicted model, not a curated record. The transcript is spliced from 4 exons.